CUUAACUUUUUGGCGGUACCCCUCGCUAAAAACAGAAAAUUUUCCAGGUUAUCAAGUGUGCUGAAUACGAAAAAGCACUUUUCUUUAACUCUAAAUGAACUUUAAUUUUUUUUUAUCGGUGAUAUGAACAAUUAACUAUUAUAUCGCCAUUAAAACACGUCAGUGCAUAAUAAGACACUGGAAGAGUACCGAUGUAUAAAUGACGAUUCAAAGUAGUAACAUAUUCUUCCAAUAACAGUUUUAUGUCUUCUUGUGUGACGUGUUCAUUUUCCGAUCGAGUUAUCUCAUAAUAAUAAGCUCUUCAGGAAAAAAUUUUGAACCGAUUCUGUCCUCCGUAUAAAAAGUCGAUUUUGCGCUAAUGAUCUAAUAUAAAUAUAAAGAGCAAGAGGUCUAAAACUAUUUCUGAAUUCAAAACAAAGCUCACGCUUCCCUUCUGUCGGCGUUCGCAACUAGUAUAGAUGAGAAACGCUAUGAACUUCUCUGCAUUAGCGCAAAAUCGACUUUUUAUAUUGAGACAGAAUCGGUUCAAAAUUUUUUCCUGAACAGCCUAUUAUAUGAAUCGACGGUCAGCAAAGUAUCUCUUGAUUCAAAUCACUUUUCGCAUNCCCCCCCAAACCCCCCCAAAAACCCCAAAAAGUUUUUUAAACCAAGAUAUACUUGGCGCCCCGUCGAUUCAUAUAAUAAGGUGUUCAGGAAAAAAUUUUGAAUCGGUUGCGUCCUCUGUAUAAAAAGUCGAUUUUGCGCUAAUGUAUUUGAUUCCACCAAAAAACCAUCUGAUGUAAUAUAAAGCUAAAAGAUUUUCUGCACACCCUCUACAGAUGCCAAGGAGGUUGGAAGUAUUUCUAAUCGAUUCAUCAUAAUAGAUUAUCUAUACACUGUCAAUUUUAUUACCUGUAGACUACUUUUUUUGUAUUGUUACAGUUGACUGGUAUCUAGCGACAUCUACCCCGUCCCACAGAAAACGGUUGCUUAGCUGUUCACCACUUUGCAUUAGUAAAUAUUUUAGAUGAUCUCUUUGAAUAUUUCCUCGUUUAUGUAGAAAAUAAUUUUCUACUGUUGUCUCUUGUGAUCUGCUUAUCCAUAGAAUAACUGGCAGCCAUUUUUCCGUAUUUUGCGCACACACAGACAAUGUAAACUCAGUAACCUGCAGGUUGUCCCUUGUUUUACUGAGAAAUCGAUUUUACUGAACUUUUCGGAUUGGGUGAUAGAAAAAAAAAUUUACUAUCUGGUGACUCAGAAACUCAGUUCAGUUUCUCAGUAAAAAAAGGGACAACCGACAAACAACCAAUUUGUAAGACCCUAGGCUAAAGUCAAGGGAAUAUUCGUCUGGCAGUAUAGAAAAAGUCACCUUUGUCUUCGCAGACAUCCAUUUUCUCCUUUAAUCGGACGUUUUUGAAAUCAUUGUUCUUUCAAAUAGCUUGACGAAUAAUUUGAUUGAGGUAUCCGUUAUUGCAUGAUCAAUGAUCAUGGACUGACUAAUUACUAAUGGUUGCUCAGUGACACGUAUCAAAACGUCUCCGAACUUUGAAAUAAGAGAUGCUGACAUAAUUUCGUCUUUUUUGCUGUUAUAAACUAUCUAAUACUCCAUCUAAUAUUUCUUUUAACUAAAAUAAACAUGUGAUAGUAGUUCAUUUGGAAAAUGAAUCCAGUUUUUUGCUAUUUAGCGGAGCCAUUUUUCUCAAUAAAAAGCAUCUUGUACUUCUAUUUCUAACUUUCUGAAUUUUAUUUGUUUCAGAUUGUGAAAGUGCUACGCCGUCAAUAAUGCCGGUUAAGGUAUAUAUAUCAAAUAUAAGUGCUAGUCAUCUGAUUACUGGACGUCAACGACAAGUAAAACAUAUAUUAGAUACAUAUAAUAUUCCGUACAUGGAAGUGGAUAUUAGUGAUCCGAAACAGAGUGGUGAGAAGGAAUUUUUACAAAAAAGUUUAUUUGACAAGAAUUUGAAAUUAACUUUACCACAAGUCUUUAAUGAUAAUGAAUUUUGUUGUGAUUAUGAUGGGCUACUGUGUGCUGUUGAGUCAAAUCAAUUGAAACAAGUUCUGAAAACGUCUCCAACAACAAGCACGUCGAAUCAGCAGCAAGAAACUCCACUAAUGUCGUCAUCUUAG
This is a messenger RNA of Didymodactylos carnosus, 2106 nucleotides long. The record is from the annotation of a GenBank genome assembly. Lineage: Eukaryota; Metazoa; Rotifera; Eurotatoria; Philodinida; Philodinidae.